GUCAGGGCUGCAGAGGCGCCUGGCGCACCCGCGGGAGCGGAGCCGCGGCGCGCUCGCCCCGGACGCCGGCAGCCCCUCCGCUCGCCCAGCUGAGCGAGCGGCCCGGGGCGCCGAGGGGUCCGCGCCGAGCCGCGCGGGGCGCUGCGCCCUGGCCGCCAUGUGCUCCCAGCUCUGGUUCCUGACCGACCGGCGCAUCCGCGAGGACUACCCGCAGGUGCAGAUCCUGCGCGCCCUCCGGCAGCGCUGCUCCGAGCAGGACGUGCGCUUCCGGGCGGUGCUCAUGGACCAGAUCGCCGUCACCGUCGUCGGCGGCCACCUCGGCCUCCAGCUAAACCAGAAGGCCCUCACCACCUUCCCAGAUGUCGUACUUGUGCGGGUACCCACACCCUCAGUACAGUCAGACAGUGACAUCACUGUCCUGCGACACCUGGAGAAGCUGGGCUGCCGGUUGGUCAAUCGUCCACAGAGCAUCUUAAAUUGCAUCAACAAAUUCUGGACGUUCCAAGAACUGGCUGGACAUGGAGUCCCCAUGCCAGACACCUUCUCCUAUGGUGGGCAUGAAGACUUCUCAAAAAUGAUUGAUGAAGCUGAGCCCCUGGGCUACCCGGUCGUGGUGAAGAGCACACGAGGCCACCGGGGAAAAGCUGUUUUUCUGGCAAGAGAUAAACAUCACCUCUCUGACAUCUGCCAUCUGAUCCGCCAUGAUGUGCCCUACCUGUUCCAGAAGUACGUGAAGGAGUCCCAUGGAAAGGACAUCCGGGUGGUGGUGGUAGGGGGCCAAGUCAUAGGCUCUAUGCUUCGCUGUUCCACUGAUGGACGGAUGCAGAGCAACUGCUCUCUCGGUGGCGUAGGCGUCAUGUGCCCGCUGACAGAACAAGGCAAGCAGUUGGCCAUUCAGGUGUCCAACAUCCUAGGCAUGGACUUCUGUGGCAUUGAUCUGCUUAUCAUGGACGAUGGCUCCUUUGUGGUGUGUGAGGCAAACGCUAAUGUCGGCUUCCUCGCCUUUGACCAGGCGUGCAACUUAGAUGUGGGUGGGAUCAUUGCAGACUAUACCAUGUCCUUGCUGCCAACUAGGCAGACUGGGAAGAUGGCUGUCCUCCCAGGACUGUCGAGUCCGAGGGAGAAGAACGAGCCAGACGGCUGUGCUUCAGCUCAGGGAGUUGCAGAGAGUGUCUAUACCAUCAACAGUGGGUCUACCUCUAGCGAAAGUGAGCCUGAACUGGGAGAGAUCCGGGAUUCCUCAGCAAGCACACUGGGGGCGCCACCCUCCUUGCUGCCCGAACCUGGCUACAACAUUAACAACAGGAUUGCUUCUGAAUUAAAACUUAAGUGAAUUCCUGCUUUUUGGCAGCAUUUAAACCAAAUCCUACUGCUUCCUUAGUAGUUUUGAGUGAAUAAAAUCUGGACUCAUGUGAUUUCAUUUGCACAGAAACUAGAAAUCCCAUCUGGGCACUCAGCAUUUUUUCUAAUGAUGAUUAAAGCAAAUGGCCUAGCUUUGUGGUUUUUACAAAGACAAAUAUAAAAACAGUCACCAAGAACAACGUCCCGACUGAUCAAUAGGAGACAUGUCUGCCGUGAGCACGUGGCUAUUACAGCUGACUUUAAGGCACUGACUGCUGCUGCUGCUUCUGACUUUUAGCAGUAGAAUCCAUUAACUCCAAAUGGCUCUUGGAAAUAUGUACUCAAAAGCAACCACGGGAUUGAAGCAUGUGCAGACCUGGUGGAAUGUGACUGCAGUAAUACAUUCUUCACUAAGUGUGUGUGUGAUGCUUGGAAAAUACACAGUUCAAACACUAUUAGAGGAUCGAUAUCUGCUCCCCAUCAAUCACCAUCUUGACUCUGUUUCUCUGACACUCAGGAUAUGGUGUUUUAGGGAGCUUCCUCAUUAGCAUUUUCAGUGAAGCACUUUGUAGAAAGUGAGAUUGAACAUUCUUUGACUUCACAGGUUGGCAAAUGUCCUGCUUUUAACUGGGCCUUUCUACAAAUUGCUUUGCCACUCUGAAUUUACAGACCCUGCUUCAACUAAUGUCAGCCCCAGCAGCUUCUUGCACCUUUGCUGCCUUUGGCCUCAGCUGGAAAUGCACUUCAAAGAGCUAGUGGCCACACACUUUAUUUCUUAAGCGUGCACUAGAAUCUAACACCAUGGACUUUCUUUUUCAAUGGACUCUGUUCACUUGUCAUCCAGAAGCCAGUGGGUUUUAACCAUAGAAAGCAACUUGGAGAUCAUCUUUCUUCCCCUCCUCUCCUGAAACUUUCUGUACUGCUUAGCUGUAGGAGGUUUCCUUGUAUGAGUGGGUAUAUGAGCAGAUGGGAGCCAUUGGAAACACUCCAGUCCCCUUGAAAUUCUACUUUUAUCUAGGAUCCAGACACCUGUCCUUGCCCACUUUUCCAAACUGGGAAGACUCAGGUAUCAGGAAUUACUCAUUGCACAUUUUGAGGGGGCUAAUGUAGACAUGACACCAAGUGCUUUUCAUUUUAAUUAAGCAGUAGAUGAGAUCUUUCCCAUGGGAGAAAUCACAGAGAUGGGAGUUUUCCAUUUCUGCUUAUAUGAAGUAUAACUGAAUGCGAGCAAAGCUACCUUUUUAACCAAAUACACUAGAACAUAUGCACUCAAGAGUUAGCAUAAUUGGAGUUACUUCCUUGAUGUUGCAUGCGCCAAGAACACUUAGGGUUCUUCUUUGGGAUUACCUUUGAAGCCAUGCAAGUCAAGAGGCCUCACAGCUUUAUAGUCAGACCUUGCAUUUUAUCCAACCCUUCCUCCUGCCCACCAAGGUAAUCCUGAGCUUCAUCAUCCAUUUUAUUUGGAAGACUUAUUUUCUAAUGCUCCUUAGCUGUUAAA
Molecule: messenger RNA, 2839 nt
Organism: Saimiri boliviensis boliviensis (Bolivian squirrel monkey)
Lineage: Eukaryota; Metazoa; Chordata; Mammalia; Primates; Cebidae
Gene: RIMKLA
Product: ribosomal modification protein rimK like family member A
Biological process (GO): protein modification process
Cellular component (GO): cytoplasm
Molecular function (GO): metal ion binding; N-acetyl-L-aspartate-L-glutamate ligase activity; ATP binding
Source: RefSeq, a predicted model, not a curated record